Achroia grisella is the source of this 906-nucleotide messenger RNA. RefSeq lists its product as uncharacterized. The record is from RefSeq and is a predicted model, not a curated record. NCBI's taxonomy places the organism in Eukaryota, Metazoa, Arthropoda, Insecta, Lepidoptera, Pyralidae. Bases 1 to 906 code for a protein of 301 amino acids. The transcript has 2 exons.
AUGACUCACACUGACGAACCGAACACUGACACUGACGAAUUCGAGGACGACUCGCAACGGCUCCCGCCGCUUCCCCCGACCCAAGCCGACCAGGCCGAACCCGCCUCGCCCGCCAUGGAGCAGGACGACUCCGUCGCGGAGCUUGACGCUCCUAGUAUGGAGCUCGACGCCAUCCGCGACGGCGACGUCCCCUCUCCCAUCCCCCGGUCUCCUCAGACGAGGACGAUUUUAUUCUUGUUGGCAACAAGCGUGCCAAGAAGACCCAGGGCUCCCAGCCAGCCAAAACAAAGCGUGCCCAUGACGGCACCGCUAAAACCGCCCCCGGUCCGAGUGCACGCGAUCACGCCACCGCAGAUUGCGGCCGUAGGCCCAACACCCCCACGCCCCCAGUUGCACCCUCUGCCUCACAGAGGGUCACACCGCGAAUUACCGCGGUUGUUCACGCGCCCCACGUCCCGCCAAAAAGAAGGCCACCCACACCCAGGGCAACCGUGCUCCGGCACGUGCCCCCGCCAAGGCUCAAACACAACCCGAGCCACUCGUACCCCCCCUCUGCCUGCUAACAAUGCCUGGAUUAAACCCCCGGCAAUUGUAAGCAAGGUAGCACCCAACCCGCCCGCCCAGAAAGCCCCGCCCGCCCAGUCGCCCCCGCCCGCCCAAUCGGCCCCGCCCAUGCCCAUACACAAACCCGUCCCCAAAACACUGCCCGCGGCCCCCAAGGCCAACGGCAGCUCCCUCGCGCAGGACUUCGCAUUGGUCGCUCGCUUAGCCAGCACCAUCGACCCUAACGAGAUUGCCCUUCUGGCCUCCAAGCUCCGCCUGUAUAAGGAGUCGCCCCAAAAUAGGCUCGCAGCCGUCUGCGAGCACAUCGGCGUACUUACCGCCAUCCUCAAUUUUAACCUGUAA